Molecule: messenger RNA, 2136 nt
Organism: Amphibalanus amphitrite
Lineage: Eukaryota; Metazoa; Arthropoda; Thecostraca; Balanomorpha; Balanidae
Exons: 1
Coding region: 274-1908 (544 amino acids)
Source: RefSeq, a predicted model, not a curated record
AAUAUUGUCGCCUUGCUUUGGUAUUUGCGGCCUUGACGCCCCAAUACUCGCCCUGUUGGGUGCUGCCGCUCUAUGGUCUAAACACGCGAGCAUUGCGGCCCGCCGGAUAGCUGAGAUGUUUGCCUUCAUUAUAAACUCGCUGACUACGCCAGCCGGCACGACUCGUUCCACAAACUAUGCCAAACACUCCGAUAUGAGACCCGUCUCCCGCAGUGUGUUGGUGCACUGAUCGGCGGGGGGACGUCUAGGCGGCUCCUCCGGACUAGGACCAAGAUGGUUGGCAGGACGCCGGCGGCCGUGCUGCUGACAACGCUCUGCAGCGCGUUUGUCAGUGGCCUGUCUGAAGUCCCUGUCACCUGCCUGGAUAGCGAGGAGUAUCACUCAUCACCUGGUCCAAUUGUUCUGCGCGCUGUCGGAGAAGUGUGGACCGAGCAAGGCUGCAUUCGUGGCGAGUGCCGAGCCGCGCCGGACGGCACAUCUGCGAAAAUUGUCAGGACUUCGUGCAGCCCCUCCCCGUUCCCCGACUGCCAAUUGGUAUCGCAAAAUGUCUCGGCUGAGUUUCCAGACUGCUGUCCCGAGUAUCUAUGUCCAGGAAGAUGCUUUUCAAGACGCCAACAGCGUUGGUUUGAAGUCGGCGAGAAAUGGACUGAAGAUGGCUGUUUGAGAGCAGAAUGCAUCGGCACGGAUACCGUCGGACUCCUACCGUGCGGUCUGAUCGGCCUGAGACCAGGGUGCCGCGCUGUUCCCGGAGACCCGGACGCAGAGUACCCGGCCUGCUGCCACCAGGUCAAGUGUGACCUGGAAGAGCGGCCCUGUUAUGUCCCGCACCUGGACCGCCACUUUGCUGUGGGCGAGAGGUGGACACUGCAAAACUGUAGCGGCCAGGCCACAUGCGGACCGGGCGGGAGCGUGGAGGCUUUCGGGUGUCCCCUGGAGGCCACUGACACCCCGGGCUGCGGCCUGGACAACGGAGAUCUGCGCUUUGGCUACCCCCGGUGCUGCCCCAAGAUCACGUGUCGGAAUUGUUACUCCCAGCGGCUGGACAGGUAUCUUGGGCCGGGAGACUCGUGGACGGGGAGCUCCUGCACGGGGAACACAUGUGAGGCUGGCCCGAGAGAAGCGGUAGUGACCCGAGAGCUGUGCAGUCCGCCGGGGGAGCUUCCAUACCCUGACUGUGUGCAGACCGGGGAGGACCUGGGGCGCGGCAACUUCCCGCACUGCUGCCCCCGUUUCCGCUGCCCGGGCCGGUGCCAGGACGGCCCCCGCUGGUACUCGGUCGGGGAGCAGUGGGAUGACGGUUGCACGAGGGCCAUCUGCGUCGGCACCGACCGGGUGGAGCGGCUGUCGUGUCCGGGACAGAGGUACGACCCGUCCCGGCCCGACUGUCGCCUGGUGGAGGGCAACAGCAGCGCCGCGUUCCCGCUCUGCUGCGACUCUGUCGUGUGCGACACGCCGCUGGAUGUGUGCAGAGACGCGUCGGGCGCCAGCCGGGCCGCGGACUCCGUGUGGACGGAACGCGGCUGUGUGCGCAGCCGCUGCGAGAUCGCCGAGGGAGGGGUGGCGGUGGUGCGCCGCUGGCGCUGUCAGCCGCCGCCCUCAGCCGACUGCCGGCUGGUGGUGCCGAACCCAGCCGAUGGUGCCGACUACCCGUACUGCUGCCCCACCUACCUGUGCCCGGGCCGCUGCUACUCGCCGGUACUGGACCGCUGGUUCUUCGAGGGUGAUCGCUGGGCUGAGGGCGGGUGCUUCGAGUCCUUCUGCGAGAGCACCGGCACGGUGACGCAGACGCGGUGUCCGUUCGUCAGCGCCCGCCGACCAGGGUGCAGAGUGGUGGCCGGUGACCCCGUUGCCAAGUAUCCCGGCUGCUGUCGCCGCGUGGAGUGCCAGCCGGGACCUUAUGAUGGAUAACGAUGACAACAUGAGGGUGUGGUGCAGUGUUCGCCAUGGGCCGAGCCAGCCCGAUGGGCCAUAGGCUAGGCUGGGCUCUCAAAUAUGAAGGAUCGAUGGUCUAUGGAUGGGCUAGGCCAAGAAUUGUAAAGUGGACUUGCAGGGGUUUGCGACUGAGACAAAAACUAUAAGAACUAUGUUUGUGUAAGACUCAAAAAACAAGUUAAUAAAGCAUAUAGUUACGUGCAA